UCAAACACAUUUCCUUUUCAUUUCGCCAUCUUCUCCUUUCUAGCUGGCCCUCACUCCACAUAAUCUCAGCCGCCUAUUUUCAUGCCAACCUCUAUACAUACGUGCACGCCCAGUUCCUCUCCCAAACAUUAUCUACACUACUUUCUUGCUCUUUUUCCUGAUUGUGUUUCUGAUCAUCUUCAUAUAUCAUUUUAGUUAUAGCAUACAUAUAUACAGAUAAAUAUCAUUCUAUUUCCAGUGGCGCAACGUAACGAUGGCUUGUUUAAACAUUAGCAAAGAGGAUAAGGCGAGGGAGACAAUUCGGAAAGAAGAGGAGAUUUACACCUGUGAUGGAACCGUGAACCGACAUGGACAUCCAGCAAUGAGAGACAAGACUGGAAGAUGGUUUGCUGGAAUUCUCAUACUAGUGAAUCAGGGGCUAGCAACGUUAGCAUUCUUUGGAGUGGGAGUAAACCUGGUACUGUUUCUGACAAGAGUGUUGGGCCAAGACAACGCUGAUGCUGCAAACAAUGUGAGCAAAUGGACAGGAACAGUUUACAUCUUCUCCCUAUUGGGAGCCUUCCUCAGCGAUUCUUAUUGGGGCAGGUAUAAGACCUGCGCCAUCUUCCAGUUCAUCUUUGUCCUUGGCUUGGUGUCAUCGUCCUUGUCUUCCUACAUAUUCUUAUUUAAACCCAAAGGAUGUGGAAAGGAACAAGUUCCAUGUGGAUCCCACUCAUCUUUGCAUAUUGGGCUCUUCUACCUCUCCAUCUACCUUAUUGCCCUAGGAAAUGGUGGAUACCAGCCUAACAUAGCUACCUUCGGGGCUGAUCAGUUUGAUGAAGAGGACCGGGAAGAAGGUCACUCCAAGAUAGCCUUCUUCAGCUACUUCUAUUUGGCUCUGAAUCUGGGCUCUCUUUUUUCAAACACUAUAUUAGGCUACUUCGAGGACCAAGGGAUGUGGGCCCUGGGAUUUUGGGCAUCAACUGCUUCUGCUGUUUUGGCAUUGGUCUUGUUUCUUAGCGGGACUCCUAGGUAUAGACAUUUUAAACCCAAAGGCAAUCCUCUCUCUAGGGUUUGUCAAGUGGUGGUUGCCGCAACAAGGAAAUGGAAAAUUCAGAGAUUGCAAAAUCAGGAGGAGGAUCUGUUUGGUUUGACAGACAGGAGAAAAGAGCCUUUCCAACCCCAAGAUAUAGAUCGAAAGAUACUGCACACCAACGAAUUCAGAUUUUUAGACCGAGCAGCCCUUAUCACACCCGAAGAUUAUUCUAAGGAUGGGGAGCACAACAUGAAUCCGUGGCGUCUUUGCACAGUUACUCAGGUGGAAGAGGUUAAAUGCAUACUGAGGCUUCUCCCAAUUUGGCUAUGCACAAUUCUUUACUCUGUAGUAUUCACUCAAAUGGCAUCGCUGUUUGUGGAACAAGGCGCUGCUAUGAAAACGACCAUUUCAAGCUUCCAUAUCCCUCCUGCAAGCAUGUCUAGUUUUGACAUCAUCAGUGUUGCAAUGUUUAUAUUCAUAUAUAGGCGAGUUCUGGAUCCACUGGUGGCCAGACUAAGGAAGGACCCAAGAGGACUCACUGAGCUUCAGAGAAUGGGAAUCGGUCUGGUUAUUGCAAUAAUGGCAAUGGUCUCAGCGGGGGUUGUAGAGCUAUUCAGGUUGAAAUACGCACAUAUACAAAAAAGGACAGAUUGUACAAGUGCGUGCCAAAGUGAGAGUUCUUUAAGCAUAUUUUGGCAAAUUCCUCAGUAUGUACUGAUAGGAGCGUCUGAGGUGUUCAUGUACGUGGGUCAACUAGAAUUCUUUAAUGGGCAAGCACCUGACGGAUUAAAAAGCUUCGGGAGCGCAUUGUGCAUGACCUCCAUAUCUCUAGGGAACUACGUCAGCAGCUUGCUAGUCGCCAUUGUCAUGAAAAUCUCUACUACGGAUGACAUGCCAGGAUGGAUACCAGGAAACCUUAACAAAGGUCACCUUGAUAGAUUUUACUUUCUGUUAGCGGCUCUCACAAGCGCAGAUUUCAUCGUCUACAUUUUAUGUGCAAAAUGGUACAAGUACAUCAAGUUCCAGUGCAAGGCUGGAAAGCUAGACGACAACACUGAAGUUUGAUCCAUAUUUUUUUAUAUAAAUUUUUAUCUGUGUCUUGUCAAUUAGCAUGAAACUGAAGGAGUGGGUUUAGGGUUGAGCAGUACAGGGAUUCCAUAAGUUGCUCAAUUUGAGUAUUGAUCGAUUAAUUAAUUGUUUAACACUCAAACUCCACCACAAUAACUUGGUUAUAAAUCACAUCGUCGCGGACCUUUUGUUGAA
This is a messenger RNA of Jatropha curcas, 2278 nucleotides long. Its product is annotated as protein NRT1/ PTR FAMILY 7.3. Gene Ontology annotation, biological process: transmembrane transport. Lineage: Eukaryota; Viridiplantae; Streptophyta; Magnoliopsida; Malpighiales; Euphorbiaceae. Gene Ontology annotation, cellular component: membrane. The record is from RefSeq and is a predicted model, not a curated record. Gene Ontology annotation, molecular function: transmembrane transporter activity.